AUGGUUACGGUGGAAACAGAGACACGACUAGCCAACUACACCAUCACCAAGUUGGCUGUUGAGAAUGAAAAGGUGGACGUGAAUCAGUCUGGAAGCGAGAUACGUGAUAUCUACCACCUUCACUUCACCAGCUGGCCAGAUCAUGGUGUUCCAGACACUGCUGCCCUUCUGGACUUCAUGUGGAGGGUCAAGGUCAUAUCUGGACAACAAACAGAGCCGAUCAUAGUUCACUGCAGUGCUGGUAUAGGUCGGACAGGGACGUACAUCGCUGUCGAGAGUCUUGUGGAACAGGCUAAGACAGAGGGCGUUGUAGACGUCGUCAGCUUUGUCUCCAACAUGAGAGGGCAGAGGAAGAACAUGAUUCAGACAAAGGAGCAGUACCUGUUCGUGUAUCAGGCGGUGGCGAGGGCGGUGACAGAGGGUGAUACGUCACUGGAUUGUGACGUCAUCAGAGAGAUGAACCUGGAUCACGUGUCGGCCAUUGCUAUGGGAAAUAGGACUGUUCAACAACAUAUCAAGGCAGGGGGUGAAAUUUACAUCAGUGAUGUUAAUUCUCGAUUGUGA
This is a messenger RNA of Haliotis rufescens (red abalone), 564 nucleotides long. RefSeq names its product receptor-type tyrosine-protein phosphatase epsilon-like. The record is from RefSeq and is a predicted model, not a curated record. NCBI's taxonomy places the organism in Eukaryota, Metazoa, Mollusca, Gastropoda, Lepetellida, Haliotidae. Gene Ontology annotation, biological process: protein dephosphorylation. The transcript is spliced from 4 exons. Gene Ontology annotation, molecular function: protein tyrosine phosphatase activity. Bases 1 to 564 code for a protein of 187 amino acids.